Messenger RNA from Gasterosteus aculeatus aculeatus (three-spined stickleback), 4681 nucleotides. Lineage: Eukaryota; Metazoa; Chordata; Actinopteri; Perciformes; Gasterosteidae. The record is from RefSeq and is a predicted model, not a curated record.
CUGUUAGCAGAGGGCCCCGAACGAGUCGCUUUGCUCCGUCAGUUGAACGAUCCUUUCGCCUGAAAACCCCACACGGACGUUAAACCCCCGACCCAGAGCGGUGGCGAUUCCUCGGCGAAACAUUAUCGACUAGAGCGGGAGCGGUUCGGAGAGGAAGAAUGGCGGAUUCGUGCCCACGCAGCACUGCAACAGUCGGGGCCGCGGGCUCCAGCGGCGCUGCCGCCGCAGCCACGGCCGCCGCCGCUGCUGCCGCCGCCGCCCCAGCGGGCUCGGUGGCGCAGGGCGGAGCGCCAGCACCUGCGGGACCCAAGGCCCCGUCCGAGUCCGUGAAGGGGCAGAUUUUUGACGUGGGCCCCCGCUACACGAACCUGUCCUACAUCGGGGAGGGGGCGUACGGAAUGGUCUGCUCUGCCAUGGAUAACGUUUCAAGCCAGCGCGUAGCCAUCAAGAAAAUCAGUCCAUUUGAGCACCAGACGUAUUGCCAGCGCACGCUGAGGGAAAUCAAGAUCCUGCUGCGCUUCCACCAUGAGAACAUCAUCGGCAUCAACGACAUUCUCCGGGCACGGCACAUUGACAACAUGAGGGAUGUCUACAUCGUGCAGACCCUGAUGGAGACGGACCUGUACAAGCUGCUGAAGACCCAGAGGCUGAGCAACGACCACGUCUGCUAUUUCCUCUACCAGAUCCUGCGAGGCCUCAAGUACAUCCACUCCGCCAACGUGUUGCACCGUGACCUCAAGCCCUCCAACCUGCUCAUCAACACCACCUGCGACCUCAAGAUCUGUGACUUCGGCCUGGCGCGGAUAGCCGACCCCGAGCACGACCACACAGGCUUCCUGACCGAGUACGUGGCCACGCGUUGGUACAGGGCUCCGGAAAUCAUGCUCAACUCAAAGGGCUACUCCAAGUCCAUUGACAUCUGGUCAGUGGGCUGCAUCCUGGCUGAGAUGUUGUCCAACAGGCCCAUCUUCCCUGGUAAACACUACUUGGACCAGCUCAACCACAUCCUGGGCGUCCUUGGCUCUCCAUCUCAAGACGACCUGAACUGCAUCAUCAACAUGAAGGCCAGGAACUACCUGCAGUCCCUGCCUCAUAAACCCAGAAUCCCCUGGGAGACGCUCUACAAGGCGGACACAAAAUCUCUGGACCUGCUGGGUCGCAUGUUGACCUUUAACCCCGUGAAGCGCAUCAGCGUUGAGGAGGCACUGGCUCAUCCUUACCUGGAGCAGUACUACGAUCCCUCCGACGAGCCGGUAGCAGAGGAGCCCUUCACUUUCUCCAUGGAACUGGACGACCUUCCCAAAGAGAAGCUGAAGGAGCUGAUCUACGAGGAAACCGCUCGUUUCCAGGCAACCUACCAGGGCUCCUGAGACACACGGCCUUAAAGAGGGACAAAGCCACUCGGAGGCUUUGAACGAGAAGACCCCAAACGAAAAAACGCAUCCUCAAGAAACCAACAAAAAGAGAAAACAAACGAACAUUUAACUGCUUAUCUUUCCAUUUCUGCUGCAAGAGAGCUAAGUUUAACUCAGAUUACUGUGGUUGGGUGGGGCGGUGGGGUCCGUCGUACUCGCACUGUUUCAGUUGUCCAUGUUGGACUCGCCCUCCUCUCACCUCACAUUGGUUUUCCUGUUAAAAGUUUCCAUCUCCAGCAGCUCUCUGUCCCCCUCCUGUGCUCAUCAGACCUUCUCUCCCCUGCAGCCGAUCAGUCUGAGCGCUCUCGUAUAAACUACUGUAUUAACCUGCACCAUAACUCCCUUGUCCUGCUCCAUGUGACUUAUGACCUGGAAAAAAACCGAGGGCUAAGAGAACGUGGAUUCUAAUCGGGUGUAUGUGUAUAUAUAUAUACAUACAUACAUACAUAUCUCAUAUAUAUAUUAAGCUUUUUUUCCCCUCUUUUUUUUCUUGAAAGUGUGCUCGUCAGCGUUUUUGUUUGUACACUGUUGUUCGAGUGAUUCCAGAUCAGUUCAGAGUCGUAUCUGUAUGUUUUUGGGGUUUAUAUUUGCAAGUCUUUUUUUUUCUUUUUUUUUGAGCGCUUUAUUUUGAGACAAAUAUUCAAUGUUUUACUGGCAUGUUGGCAGGUUUACAGAUUCUUUUUUUUGUUUUCCUCUAAAAACAAACUGUAUGAUCAAAUGAAUGCAUGCAUUCCUGAAAUCAACCAAAGUGGUAAAGAAAGGCAGAAAACCAAGGAAUAUUUAUCUGUCGAUUUCUUGAACUUUAACGCGUACCAAGGGCAGACUAACCUUCAUUUUGUAGUUAAGUUACAAAUCUUCAAGUUGGUUAUAUUCAGGAGGAUCGAAUUAGCGUAGAAAGUAAAACCCAUUGCAUAGUUUCCGGAGCGUGCUUUUUGUCUUUCACUGGGGACGCAAAACAGCAAGAACUGCCAGAGGGCUGAUGUGGGACAGUGGUUUCACGUCGCUGCGUGGUCCACAUCUGGCCCCACGACGUCCGGCCGCUGAUCCAGUGUCAGCGCCGCGCUCCUGUGCUAAAAUCACACCGAGAGGGGAACCGCUCACAGCCCCUCUUGGUCCUUUUUAAUUACAGAGCCGAGAAACGCGUUCCACAUCGUUCUGGGAAGCUUCUUAGAUGCGGUGUAGCGGAGCGCACUUUCCAAAACGAGCAUUUUUUCCGAUCAUGAUCUCUGUGUUUUGAAGUGUUUGAAUGUAAGCCGCCGGAUUUCCUGCAGUCCGUCACUGCAGCUUAGUGUUUUUUACAAGAGCCUCUUCUACGACGAAGAAAAACUGUGUGCCGCUAAAACACCUGGGCCAUUUAAACAACUCGCAUCUUUCAGACUGUUGUAUUUCAGAAUAAGUUGUUUCCCAGUUGUCACUUUGACUCGGACAUUGAUGUCAGCGCCAUUUUAAAAAAAACAGGAGAGUCGAGUCCAGGAAUGUGUGAGUGCUGUAAAGUUGUUCCUGGCCGGCCGGCGCACAGCGUCCAUCGCCACGUCUACCCGCUCUUCUUUGGCUGCAUCGCCCCUCCUCUCCUCCGCCUGUGUGUUUUUGUUUUUUUUGCUACCUGUUAACAUGCUGGAUGUCUAUUCUUCAGUGUGGGUGAUUUUUAAUGUGCAUGUGUGAUAUCUCUGUGUCCAUACGUUCAGUCGCUGCUCCCUCCUCUCUCUCUGUUCUGGAUGUGACCGCGCUAACGGGGUCCAGCUCAGUCUGCCCUCAUUUCAGCUUGUUGCACUGGGACCAGUAGAGAACCCUCACCCGCUCCCCUUUAAUGGACCUACACAUGCGCUGGAGGCUCUCUCUGGAGGCCUCGGUGCUGAUAGACGGAUCGAUCUGGAGCAGAAACCCUUCGUUUGUUCUGACGGGGCUGUUUUUUGUCAGAAGCCAUAGCCGGCACUCUGGGAUCCGUGUGAGGCUUCUUUUCUCUUCUCUUCUUCUUUUUGGUGCAUGUGGUGAUGCGUGUACUUUUGGUUCAACCUCUCGACUCUUGCCACGCUUUACUCAAAGGGCUGCCCCCCCCCCCCUCUCCUCCUACUCUCGCUUCUGUCUGCUUCUCCACGGUGGGACCUUCUAAUCCAUGUCACUGACUUUGCGCCCACUUUUUCUGCUCCCCUCAUUGCCCCCCGACUCCCAGAUGGUCACACACGCAGGAAACUCGCAUAACUCAAUCAGCACGUCUGCACUUUGUCUUUCCAGCCACGCUGUCGCCCCUAUGAGGUUGUUUUUGGUCUCGUAUCUUCAGCUUUAAGUUUUGCCCGGCGUGUGUGCUUGUGUUAAAGCUCAUGGAUUGUCUGCAGUUAAUGUAUGUACAAGUGUUUGUGUAUCUGCUCAUCAGUAAAAUGAAGCCAAGACUUUAUUCUUUUGUUGUUGUAUAUCUGCAUGUGUGUGUGUGUGUGUGCGUGCGUGUGAUCCUCUCCCUGCAGUCAUUUGUGCAUUUACAUCUGAGAUUUUUCUUUUUGACAGGCACAAAAACGUCGCACAGAUAUCUUGUUUGUGUUUCGUACCUGUGUUUUAGUCACCAGUCAACCGGUUCCAGCUUGCUUUUUUCUUUUUCUCCCUCCAACCGAACCUGCCAUCAGACCAAACAUCUCUCUGGGUAACCAUGGGAACAAACCAAGAGGACCACAUUUUGCAAUCCUCCUGGCGCGCGCGCGCGCGCGCGCACACACACACACACACACACACACACACACACACACACACACACACACACUUCCUCUCUCUUUCUGAGGAGUGUAUCGUGUGUUUGUGAGAAGUUGCACUUAAACACACCAAACAUUCACAAAGUAUCAACGAGUCUAAAGGCCUGACGUCAUACGGCCUCUUUCCAGAUAUUGUUGUUUUAAAUGGCUGUUCUUAUUAUUGCUAUUGUUGUUGGUGAGUUGUUGUGUUUUUCUUUGUUUCGUUUUCUUUUUUGUUUUUUUUACAUUAAAGGGAGUUGUAUCUUUGAUUAAUUAUUAGGAUAUUUUUAUUUGUAUUUUUUCUUCAUUUCUCUUAAGGCCGUGAUUAUUAUCGGAAGUGUUCAAUCUUUCUGAAACUUUUAUUUUCUUUGAUUUCCCUCCGAGAUCUUGUACGGAAUUAUUUUAAAAGAAGAUAAAUGUGGAUUGUCAGCGAUAUGAGUUAGUGAGGGUUAUAGUCUGUAUAUUCUAUGGGUAUUAUGAAUUAAACGAUUAACAAAGAAACAGAAUUAUAUACAUAUAAUUAAAUAAAAUUUCCUGAUACUGUUGCAA